Armigeres subalbatus is the source of this 2030-nucleotide messenger RNA. Its product is annotated as zinc finger protein 62-like. Lineage: Eukaryota; Metazoa; Arthropoda; Insecta; Diptera; Culicidae. Gene Ontology annotation, biological process: regulation of transcription by RNA polymerase II. The transcript has 3 exons. Gene Ontology annotation, molecular function: RNA polymerase II cis-regulatory region sequence-specific DNA binding; DNA-binding transcription repressor activity, RNA polymerase II-specific. Gene Ontology annotation, cellular component: nucleoplasm. Bases 116 to 1921 code for a protein of 601 amino acids. The record is from RefSeq and is a predicted model, not a curated record.
AGGUAGUCAGGAACGUUCAAACGGUGAAGGGAGUCAGCUAAAGCCUCCGAGCUGGUACAGUUAAAAGCAUGUUUUACAUUUAGUGUUUAGUAAUCAAUGCACAAUGGCCUAAUAUAUGGAGAUUCACGAAGAGUACGCUGCCGGGUUGCCCGCAUAUCUUUGCAAUACUUGUGCCCGGCAAAUUGAGGGGUUUACCAAUUUCAAACGACAGGCUUUGUGUGUUCUAAAGUUUGCAAUAGCCUUGUUGGCUUCACGACAAAAAAACGAUCCGCAACCGAUGGUCGAUUUAUAUGAAUCUGAUAAGAGUGGCCAAAUAAGACACAUUCUAAACCAACUGAAACUAACCGACAAUGAAGAAUUAUCAAUUGAACAUUUGUUGGGUAGCAUUAGAAACAAUCGAAAUAUUGAGAUCAUAGACAAGGAAGUUAUAUUCGAAGAAGUGAGCGUUGACAUUGAAUCCGAUCACGACAAUGAUAUUGAAUCAGAAAAUGCAUUCUCAGAAAGUGACACGCCUGAGCCAAUAUCAAAAUCUGGGAAAAGUGUGAACAACCAAAUAAAAAGGUCAAAUUCGAAGGCAAAACGAAGAAUAAUACGAAAGGAUGGUCAAAAGUUCAAACUAUGCCAAUUGGAGGGCUGUGGCGAAGAAUAUUUGGUUGGGAAUCGAGUGGAGUACGUGCAGCACGAGAAGAAUUUCCACCGCUAUGGAUGCAACGUUUGCGGACGAGUGCUGGCCUCACGAACGUCGUUCCGCAAUCACGUCUUGCUACACGAUGGAGAAGAGGUGAAAGCCAAGUGCGAGUUUUGCGGGAGAGCAUUCACCACCAAAGGAAGCAUGAUGGUUCACAUAAGAGAAGUGCAUAAUAAUACUGGCGUGCACUUCAACUGCCAGUACUGUGGAAAAGGCUUCAUGGAACAAAAAGAUCUCAAUGCUCAUCUUCACAACCACAAGUCCUGCGAAAUAUGUGACAAAUCUUUUUCGGAUCUUCCUGGUUGGAUCAAUCAUAAUCGUAAACACCAUCCUGAAACACUAUUCACAUGUGACUACUGCGAGCAUACAUCAUUGAGCCAAUCAUUAUUGGAUAGGCAUAAACGCAUGAAGCACUCAGAAAACAGCAACGAGCAACUUCCCCAAAGAUUCACUAUUUUUGCAAUCAACAGCGCUGCAUUCCAUCAGUGCCCUCAGUGUAAAUUUCAGUUUACUAAUAACGACUUCCUACUUCAACAUAAUGAACAAGUCCACAACCGAAGACAAGUGGACAAGCAAGAUCGCCCGAUACAGCGAAGAUCCAAGGAAGAAAGGGAGAAAUUCGACCUGCGUUACAGUUGUGAAACUUGCGGCAAAAAGUACCGGUUCAAAAAUUCUUUGUGGUCUCACAGACACAAAGAACACAACGUUGACCAAAGUACAGCCAUAUGCGACAUAUGUGGCCAAAAUUUUAAGCACCAAUCCUACCUCGCCGCUCACAUGGCCAACAAGCAUGUCACAGAGUGUCCCUUUCGUUGCGAUCGUUGUCCCAAGGCGUACUCUCAAGCUUAUCUUCUGAAAGAGCACGCAAAAUGCCACGAUACGGAGAAGCGACACAAAUGUUCCCACUGUGACUAUCGAGCCAAACAGUCCCACAUGCUGAAGGACCACGUCAGUCGAAUGCACACCACCGAACGGCCGGCUAAGUGCAAUGAAUGUGAUAGAGCCUUUAUCAACAAUAGCGAGCUGAAAAAGCACAUGGCCAUCCACAGCAGCGAGAUGCAUUUUCAGUGCGAACAGUGCGAACAAGUGUUCCGGCGGAAAAUGGACCUUGCCAGACACAGAACUCGGAUGCAUACGGAAAUUGGUGCGAAAAAGCGAAAAGCUGAGAUUGCGAAGCAAGAUGUAGAUGUCAUGAUAUCAACUAGUGAAGAUGCGUCGACAAAAGCAGAUUAGACAUCAAUUUUGAAUGUUAAUGCAUAAAACAGACAUGGGGUAUUGAACAAACUUGAUAUUUAUUAAAUAUUUAAAUGGCAUUACAUAUAUCGUACACCUUUUUGAAGGA